AUGAAGAAUAGGGAAUCUCGUUGGAAACCACUUAAGAUUGACAGAACCACAACUUUCUCGGAUAAAGGAGGCUUUGCGAGAAUCUACGUAGAGUUAGACCUGCAAAAGCCCCUUCUUCCGGCCUUUGACCACUUUGGGGAGAAUCAUGCCAUAGAGUACGAGGGAUUGCAUUUGGUUUGUUUUAACUACGGGACGUAUGGUCACCACACAAACCAAUGUCUCUUGAAAUCACCUACGGAGCCACAUAGGAAGCAACAACAGGAAACACUGAUGAACCCAACGCCAGAGCCUACUUCCGGUGAAGGAGCGACGCAGGAGCCAGAGAAGGAAGAGACUGCAACCACUUAUUUAACGGGAUUGUCCAAAUCAACGGAGGCUAUUAAUGUGGGAAAAUCUCUUGGGAUCUCAAAACAGAGUGAUCAGCCACGUGUUACGGAGGAAUCUCCUAGGUCAAUAGAGUUGAAUGAUAGACAGACCGGAUCUUUGAGGGCAGUGAGAAGGAGCUUCGGAAAGGAGGCAACCAACAAGUCAGAUACGGAGUGGACCUCGGUGGGGUCAGAAGGAGGGAGGAGCUGGGCGGGUGUAGUGGGUUCAAACAAUAUAGUCUCACCAAACCCAUUUGGUUCACUAAGGUCGGAGCUUGAAACCGAACCCAUCACAAAUGGCAGCAUAAGUGGACACGGUGACCAUGACUUAGAUGAAGCCCAGCACGACCAAGCAGGAACAAGCGAGUCAACAUGCCUGGGACUGCUGACACCAGAAUCAAGAAGGCCUAAGGAGUGUGACGGGGUGAUACUAGACGAACAGAUAAAGGAAGGGUCUGGCUCACGUACCUUUCCCUCUCUCAUCCGGGACUUGGUCUCCAACCAUGGCUUGGACUUUGUGGCGUUGUUUGAAACUCGUUGUGGAGGAAGGAAAGCUCAUCAGAUUGCUAGCCAGUUAGGAUUUCGAUAUUUUGAAAUAGUGGAUGCUGAUGGUUUUAAAGGAGGAAUAUGGUGCUGUUGGUCUGAAAAAUUUAAAACUGUAGAGGUAGUAGAAACUAAUCAACAGUUUAUACACCUGAGGCUGGAGAACCAUGAACGGCAGAAGUAG
Molecule: messenger RNA, 1092 nt
Organism: Neltuma alba
Lineage: Eukaryota; Viridiplantae; Streptophyta; Magnoliopsida; Fabales; Fabaceae
Exons: 4
Coding region: 1-1092 (363 amino acids)
Source: RefSeq, a predicted model, not a curated record